AUGAUGAUUAACGAAAGUGAAUCAUCACAAACGUCAAAGUACGAAGAUGAAGAAAAAAUUGAAAUAGAUUCUAAACCAACUAAGCCACACAAUAUCAAGAAAAUAACAAAACUAUUACUUUCACCAAAUGGCAA
Messenger RNA from Cetraspora pellucida, 134 nucleotides. The record is from the annotation of a GenBank genome assembly. NCBI's taxonomy places the organism in Eukaryota, Fungi, Glomeromycota, Glomeromycetes, Diversisporales, Gigasporaceae.